Carcharodon carcharias (great white shark) is the source of this 3715-nucleotide messenger RNA. It is a transcript of the gene slc9a8, whose product is annotated as solute carrier family 9 member 8. Gene Ontology annotation, biological process: regulation of pH; sodium ion transport; proton transmembrane transport. Gene Ontology annotation, molecular function: sodium:proton antiporter activity. Lineage: Eukaryota; Metazoa; Chordata; Chondrichthyes; Lamniformes; Lamnidae. Gene Ontology annotation, cellular component: Golgi apparatus; membrane. The coding region runs from base 23 to 2074 and encodes 683 amino acids. The record is from RefSeq and is a predicted model, not a curated record. The transcript is spliced from 16 exons.
GAGGCUGGGGUCGUGGUUGUUAAUGGUAUCUCCAUACCUGGUCUGCACGAUUGACGUGGGGAGGGGGAUGGUGGCUGUGGUGGGGAGUUCUGCUCAUCUUGUGAUGGUCGCUGUCUUGCUGACGGCUUGUUGCACCUGGUGCGAUUCGCUGUCGCAGGUUGAGGGUCAAGCUGGGACCGGGCAGGCAGCAGCAGCAGCGGCAGGUCCAGGGGCACAAACUCACCUGGACCCCAAGAGCAGUCAGCAGCAGGAUAAUGUUAAAUCCCAGUCGGACCACGACGAUCCUAAACUUGCCAACAGCGACACAUCUGCGGAAGGUGGGAAUAAAGCAUCAAAAGGAGAUCAAGACAGGUUGUCAAAUAAUACUGCGGAACAAAAUGACACGCUGCAAGCCACCUCAGUUCCCACAACCACCAUCACUACUCCAAUUCCACCAACUCCACCAAAACCUAUAUUGCCUCUGCAGACAGGGGCUGAAGCACAACAAGAAGAACAGUCAAGUGGAAUGACUAUAUUCUUUAGUCUACUUAUAUUAGCUAUUUGCAUCAUAUUGGUGCGACUGUUGAUCAAAUAUAAACUGCAUUUUCUGCCAGAAAGUGUGGCAGUUGUGUCAUUAGGGAUCUUAAUGGGAGCUGUGAUUAAAAUUAUAGAAUCACAGCACUGGGCUAACUGGAAGGAAGAAGAAAUGUUUCGACCAAACAUGUUCUUUCUAUUGUUGCUUCCACCCAUUAUAUUUGAGUCCGGAUAUUCAUUACACAAGGGUAACUUCUUCCAAAAUAUUGGAUCUAUUACCCUCUUUGCUGUAUUUGGCACCGCAAUAUCAGCUUUCAUUGUGGGAGGUGGAGUGUACUUUCUCGGUAAGGCUGAAGUUAUUUAUAAACUCACAAUGACAGACAGUUUUGCAUUUGGUUCCCUAAUAUCUGCUGUUGACCCGGUAGCUACAAUUGCCAUAUUUAAUGCUUUGAAUGUGGAUCCUGUUCUGAACAUGUUGGUAUUUGGGGAGAGCAUCCUCAAUGAUGCAGUUUCUAUAGUCCUUACAAACACGGCAGAAGGCUUAGCCAGAGAAAAUGCACCUGAUGUGAGUGGAUGGCAAACCUUCCUACAGGCAUUGGGCUACUUUCUGAAGAUGUUUUUUGGAUCUGCAGCACUUGGAACCCUCACUGGUCUCAUCUCUGCAUUGCUGUUAAAGCACAUAGACCUCAGAAAGACUCCAUCACUAGAGUUUGGGAUGAUGAUAAUCUUUGCCUAUCUUCCUUAUGGGCUUGCAGAGGGUAUAAAGUUGUCUGGAAUCAUGGCUAUUCUGUUUUCUGGCAUUGUGAUGUCACACUAUGCUCACCAUAACCUCUCUCCAGUUACUCAAAUCCUUAUGCAGCAGACACUGCGGACUGUUGCUUUUAUGUGUGAGACGUGUGUUUUUGCUUAUAUUGGCCUGGCAAUAUUCAGCUUUCCUCACAAGCUUGAGAUCUCUUUUGUUAUCUGGUGUAUUGUUCUUGUUUUAUUUGGAAGAGCAGUGAAUAUAUUUCCCCUCUCCUACCUUCUGAACUUCUUUCGAGAUCAUAAAAUUACCCCAAAAAUGAUGUUUGUUAUGUGGUUUAGUGGUCUCCGUGGUGCCAUUCCUUAUGCUUUGAGCCUACAUUUGGAGAUGGAGCCAAUAGAGAAGCGGCAACUUAUUGGAACAACCACAAUAGUCAUUGUGCUUUUCACAAUUCUGGUUUUGGGUGGAGGAACAAUGCCUCUCAUCAGGCUGAUGGAUAUAGAAGAUCCCAAAGCUCGUAGAAGAAACAAGAAAGAUAUUACCCUCAGCAAAACUGAGAAGAUGGGAAACACUGUUGAAUCUGAACACUUAUCAGAGCUAACUGAGGAAGAGUAUGAAGCACAGUACAUCAAACGACAUGAUCUCAAAGGCUUCAUGUGGCUGGAUGCUAGAUAUCUGAACCCUUUUUUUACAAGAAGACUUACUCCAGAGGAUCUCCAUCAUGGACGAAUACAGAUGAAAACAUUAACCAACAAGUGGUAUGAGGAGGUGCGUCAGGGACCUUCAGGCUCUGAAGAUGAUGAACAGGAGCUGCUCUAGCAUAUGGAUUGACCAAACAUCUGGGCUUUACUCCAAAUUUUGCACCACUGCAUUUAAGUUCCAUAAAGAUUCAGGAGAAGGGCUGGCACCAAUUUAAUUAAAUUACACUGCAUUGCAUUCUGAGCCUCUCAAAAUGUACUUAGUGCCAUCUGUUGGCUGUUCUAGUAUUUAAAAAAGGCAAAUAAAUCUGUGCAGUUAAUUCUUCUAGAUAAUAUUUUGCAUGUUUAGCUUAUUGUGAAGGUAAACAGUUAACCCUAAUCUAAGGAAUAUCUAUUUAAAAAGAACUGUCGAUGUAAAUGAACAUUCAUACCACAAGAGGACAAGCACUUUAUUGUAAAUAAGAUUACACUUUUACAAGGUUCCCACUUUCUCUGAGCAUUUGGAUACUGCAGAAACUUAGUCUCCAUGGUUAGUUCAUUGAGCUGUUGAAUAGGAAGCCCUGCUGCUUUUUUUUCUCUUUAUUGCUAUUGUUAGAUGAAUUUACUUUUUUUUUUGCUUCAUAAUUUAUCUCAACUUUGACCACAUCAGUAAUUUGACAAGAAGUGACACUCCAAUGUAAAUUUUAACUCCAGUGGGGUUUUCCCAGAUUUUAUUUAAUCUGUUGCAUCCCCAGUUUGUCUAUAUAAUGUAUUGGGUACUCCAAACAAAAGUUUCAAAUACAUUUGCAAAGCGAUUUCUCAUAAAGUAGCAAUUGAUUUAAAACUAGAAUAUUUGAAGCAUUGCAGAUUUAUGUAUACCAUCAGGAUGUGCAUAUUCUGAUUUCCAAGUUUUCCAGACCAAACUGACCUUAAUUUGUGCUUAAUUGAGAACAAUUCAACCUUUGUGACCCUAAAGGGCGCUUCAGCAAAAUAAUAUAAUGUACAUUACAUGGAAAACAUUCUUGUCUUUAUAAAAUAGCAUCUCAUCUGACUUGGGAGUAAUGCCAUGGGAGAGUUUUUACUUUUUUGAUGCUGUAUCUAAUGUGUGUCGAUUGCACAUCAAAAUGUUAUACUUUUGACAAGGAUACAAAAUAUCUCCAUUAUUUUAUUUGAAAAAAAAGAAUGCCACAUCAUUAUAUUACGAGUCCUGACCUGGAGACAGAACUUUACAAUUCCAUUUUCACCCUGACAUCAGGAGUUUGCAAGCUGGUAAAAUUAAACCACACCUUGUAGGAGAAAUUCAGCAUAGCAACUAAACAUUACAAUCGUGCUCAAAAAUACUGAUGUCCGAUGCACAAUGUCAUAGAAAACUAAUACUAUAUAUUGUGUAUGAAAAUGAGACUGCUUCAGCGUGCAAUAAGAUCAUGGCUGAUCUUAGUGGCCUUAACUUCACUUUUGUGCCUGCCCCCCAUGCCCCAUAAUCCUCAACUCCCUUGCAGAUCAAAAAUCUGUCUAACUCAGCAUUGAAAAGAUUUAGUGAUUCAACUCCCCAACUCUCCGGGGUAGAGAAUUCCAAAGCUUGACAACCCUCGGAGAAAAGAAAUUCCUCCUCAUCUCUGUCUUAAAUGCGAGGGCCCUUGUUUUGAAACUCUGCCUGCUGGUUCUGGAUUCCCCCCACGAGGGGAAACAUUUUCUCGGCUGCCUUGACUCUUAUAUCUUUCAAUAAUUCUCAUUCUUCUAAAUUCCAAUUAGUAUAGGCCCAAUCUGGUCAACUUUUCAUCGU